This is a messenger RNA of Nerophis lumbriciformis (worm pipefish), 1275 nucleotides long. Lineage: Eukaryota; Metazoa; Chordata; Actinopteri; Syngnathiformes; Syngnathidae. The record is from RefSeq and is a predicted model, not a curated record.
AUGGACGGCAACCUGAGCACAUCAGCAUCUGCUUUAAGGAACGACACGCUCCCCUACCACCCUGCAGCAGGAUCCUGGAUCCUCCUCAUACUAGUGGCUAUCAUUGUCAUCAUCGUGGUGGGAAACUUGCUGGUGAUCAUCGCCAUAGCUUCAACUUCCCAGCUUCAGACCACGACAAACAUCUUCAUCAUGUCUCUAGCGUGCGCUGACCUCAUCAUGGGUGUCCUUGUAGUGCCCCUGGGGGCCACCAUUGUCCUGACAGGCAACUGGCAGCUCGACGAAACAUCUUGUGAUUUCUGGACUUCAGUGGAUGUUUUAUGCGUGACGGCCAGCAUAGAGACACUCUGCGUGAUAGCGGUGGACCGUUACAUAGCUAUUACGAGGCCGCUCCGACACCAAGUUUUACUGUGUAAAUGGCGUGCCAGGGCGAUCGUUUGUUUGGUGUGGAUCGUUUCAGCUUUAAUCUCUUUUGUACCAAUCAUGAAAGGCUACUGGCGUGCAGACAAUGAAUACGAAGCCAGGAUGUGCUACGAUGACCCAGCUUGUUGUGACUUUGUCACUAACUGGGCCUAUGCCAUCGUAUCUUCCAUUGUGUCUUUCUACAUUCCUCUCUUUAUCAUGAUCUUUGUAUACGCAAAGGUCUUCCUAAUAGCAAGACGGCAAGUGCAGCUCAUUGAUAAAAGUAGAAUGCGUUUCAAACACGAGUGCUCAACACUGGAAAUGCAAUAUGGUUCCGAUGUCAACAAUGGGGCCCUCCAGUCUGUGUGCAUUAGCCAAGGCAGUAGCGGUAUUGGGAAGAAGGGCGUCAAGCGAAGACCGUCACGUUUAUUACUUGUUAAAGAACAAAAGGCCCUAAAAACCUUGGGUAUCAUCAUGGGGACUUUUACAGUCUGCUGGCUGCCGUUCUUUGUGGCCAAUAUCAUCAACGCUUUUGACCGAAGCGUUCCAUCGGAAAGGAUCUUCAGACUCUUAAACUGGUUGGGUUACGUGAACUCUGGCCUUAAUCCCAUCAUCUACUGCCGGAGUGCGGAGUUCCGCGUUGCCUUCAAGAACCUUCUCGGCUGUCCGUGGCUGUCCACCCUGUGGCUCAACACCAUCUAUAAAGAAGUGCGGACUCGCUGCUCCUGUUUUCAGUGGCCGGCUGAAGCAGGCCUGGCUGGCUCUUUCCAAAAAACUCCAGUCAGGAACAAAAGUGACGAGGAUUCUCCAGUUCAAUUUCAGUCCAACGGCAACAUGGAAUUCAGUGAUUUACCACAACCAGAAGCCAGAUUGUAA